GCGUAGGGAGCGGCUCGCCGCCCCGGACGCGCUGGGCCUGGCUCCGGAGCGCGCACGCCGUGCGUCCCGGGCUCGCCGGGGAUCCGCGCCGGGCGCUGCGGGGAAAGACUGACAGUUUGGUCCGCCAUGUUCUUCGCCGCGGCGUUCCGGGCCCGGGCGGCUGGCCUCACCGCCCAGUGGGGAAGACAUAUAAGGAAUUUGCAUAAGACAGCUGUGCAAAAUGGAGCUGGAGGAGCCUUAUUUGUGCACAGAGAUACUCCUGAGAAUAACCCAGAUACUCCAUUUGAUUUCACACCAGAAAACUAUAAGAGGAUAGAGGCAAUUGUAAAAAACUAUCCAGAAGGGCAUAAAGCAGCAGCUGUGCUUCCAGUCUUAGAUUUGGCCCAAAGACAGAACGGAUGGCUGCCUAUCUCUGCUAUGAACAAGGUUGCAGAAGUUUUACAAGUACCUCCCAUGAGAGUAUAUGAAGUAGCAACUUUUUAUACAAUGUAUAAUCGAAAGCCAGUUGGAAAGUAUCACAUUCAGAUCUGCACUACUACACCUUGCAUGCUUCGAAACUCUGACAGCAUACUGGAGGCCAUUCAGAAAAAGCUUGGAAUAAAGGUUGGAGAGACUACACCUGACAAACUUUUCACUCUUAUAGAGGUGGAAUGUUUAGGGGCCUGUGUAAAUGCACCAAUGGUUCAAAUAAAUGACAACUACUAUGAGGAUCUGACACCUAAGGAUAUUGAAGAAAUUAUUGAUGAGCUCAAGGCUGGCAAAAUGCCAAAACCUGGGCCAAGGAGUGGACGCUUCUCUUGUGAGCCAGCUGGGGGUCUUACCUCUUUGACCGAACCACCCAAAGGACCUGGUUUUGGUGUGCAAGCAGGCCUUUAAUUUAUAUUCAACUGUAAAUAUGUCACUGGAGAAAUAAAAUAUGAAUUUCCUAUCUACAUAAA
Molecule: messenger RNA, 938 nt
Organism: Myotis myotis
Lineage: Eukaryota; Metazoa; Chordata; Mammalia; Chiroptera; Vespertilionidae
Gene: NDUFV2
Product: NADH:ubiquinone oxidoreductase core subunit V2
Exons: 8
Coding region: 127-876 (249 amino acids)
Biological process (GO): mitochondrial electron transport, NADH to ubiquinone
Molecular function (GO): NADH dehydrogenase activity
Source: RefSeq, a predicted model, not a curated record